Molecule: messenger RNA, 1332 nt
Organism: Candidula unifasciata
Lineage: Eukaryota; Metazoa; Mollusca; Gastropoda; Stylommatophora; Geomitridae
Source: the annotation of a GenBank genome assembly
AUGACUACACCUAAAAACGACAAACAAGACGAAUCAACUCGAAGAAAGCCAAGCAGUGCCAGAAGCAUGCAUAGUGGCCAGCGCCAGGGUUCCUCAGGGAACACAGGGGUUUUAAUGGUGGGACCAAACUUCAGAGUGGGCAAAAAGAUCGGAUGUGGCAAUUUUGGAGAGCUGAGAGUCGGUAAAAACCUCUACAACAAUGAACAUGUUGCCAUUAAACUAGAACCUAUGAAGUCAAGAGCCCCUCAGUUACACCUGGAGUAUCGUUUUUACAAGCAGCUAGGACAAGCAGAGGGUGUUCCAAAUGUGUUCUACUUUGGUCCUGUGGGGAAAUACAAUGCCCUGGUGUUAGAACUUCUAGGACCUAGUCUAGAAGAUCUAUUUGAUCUCUGUGAUAGAAAGUUCACCCUAAAAACUGUGCUGAUGAUCGCUAUUCAGUUGUUAUCACGUAUGGAGUAUGUCCACUCCAAACAUUUGAUAUACAGGGACGUGAAGCCAGAGAACUUCCUCAUAGGCAGACAGUCGACCAAAAAGCAGCACAUCAUUCACAUCAUAGACUUUGGCUUGGCCAAGGAGUACAUCGACCCAGAAACUCACAAACAUAUUCCAUACCGAGAGCACAAGAGCUUGACGGGUACUGCACGGUACAUGAGCAUUAAUACACAUCUGGGAAAAGAACAAAGUAGGAGAGAUGACUUGGAAGCUCUGGGGCAUAUGUUCAUGUACUUUCUACGUGGUAGCUUGCCCUGGCAGGGUUUGAAAGCUGACACGCUGAAAGAAAGAUAUCAGAAGAUAGGUGAUACUAAACGUGCCACGCCCAUUGAGGUGCUUUGUGAGAACUUCCCAGAAGAACUAGCAACAUACUUGCGCUACGUUCGAAAGUUGGACUUUUUCGAAACACCCGAUUAUGACUAUCUGCGUAGACUUUUUACAGAUCUCAUGGAAAAAAUGUCUUAUGAAUGUGACUGGCAAUUUGACUGGGUCGGAAGACAGGUGUCCACCCCGCAGAGCGUAGUUGAAAGUGUAUAUCCACAGCGAGAUGGUACAGCCAGCAGGGAUCGGCCACCAACCCAGAAGGCAAGUUCAAACCAAAGGGGUCACCCUGCCUGGGGCGAGCAGCCUCGUCACACAUAUCUGGGCGACAACCUGGCCUCAAACAGGCACGGGGGCUCUGUACAGGUUGUCAGCUCCACCAAUGGAGAACUUGCUCCUGAAGAUCCAGGUGGGCAGUCCAACACUCCCAUUGCUGCACAACCAGAAGUUGAGAUCACUGAUGAGACUAAGUGCUGCUUCUUUCGCCGUCGCAAGAAGAAGAAGGGUCGUCACAGUUAA